AUGGAGGCAGAGAGAGACGAGGGUAACAAUCCUUCACCCUUCUGGAACAUUGCACGCAUCGGCGGAACCGGAGUCGUCCUAGCUCUCGGUUUCUUGAGCUUUCCGGCGAUUAUUAGCUCAGUGCAACCGGUUAUCGAUUGGUUGAAUUGGUUUAUUUAUGUCGUAGCUUGUAUAUUCGGUUUCGUCUCCAUUAGCACCUUCGUCGCCUGGAUUUACUUUGCAAAUCACAAACCCACCGAGAAAGAGAAGAAACGUGAUCUCUACGAUGACUAUUUCCCCGCCGCCCCCACCGUGGUUCAUCGACCGGCGAUGGGAUAUUACGACGUGGCGGAGGCUAGAGAUUAUAACAAUGGUGGUGGAAGUUAUAAUAAGGAGGUGGUAGAGGCGUUUGAGCAGGUGGAGACGUAUAAGGCGGUUAAGGAGAGCAACUGUUAUGGCCGAGUGGAAGUGGAGGAGGUGAAUUCGAGGAGCUACAGGAGGACGAGGUCGAGUGUGGAGAAGAAGAUGGAGAAGAAGGCGAGGGUUGUGGAGUAUCGGAGGGCGGAGUCGGAGAGAGCGGCGAGAACAGGCUCGCGGAGGUCGCAGCAGCCGAAGAUUGAUGAGCUGAGCAGCGAGGACUUUCGCGCGACGGUGGAGUCUUUUAUCAUGGAGAAGAAGAUGUUUCUUCAGUGGCAAAACGGCGCCGCUGAUCCUGCGCAAAACGGCGCACCUCAGCUGCAAAACGGCGUCGCUGGUCACUGGCAAAACGGCGCACCUCAGCUGCAAAACGGUGAUUACUGGCAAAACGGCGUGCCUCAGUUGCAAAACGGUGAUUACUGGCAAAACGGCGUGCCUCAGUUACAAAACGGUGAUUACUGGCAAAACGGCGUACCUCAGUUAGAAAACGGCGUCGACCAGUGGCAAAACGGUGUCGGUCAGUGGCAAGGACAGCCAUAUGACGAUGGCCGUCAUCAUCAUGGUAAUCGUAGGCUUGUGGGUGGCUCUGGCCCUAAUGGUUCUGGUCCGUACCUAGCUAUUUCUAAUUAG
This is a messenger RNA of Microthlaspi erraticum, 1026 nucleotides long. The record is from the annotation of a GenBank genome assembly. NCBI's taxonomy places the organism in Eukaryota, Viridiplantae, Streptophyta, Magnoliopsida, Brassicales, Brassicaceae.